AGGGACCGCCGGGAAGUGUAGUCGAGCUAGGUUAGACGGGACUACAAGCAUGGCAGGAUUGGAGCUGCUGUCGGAUCAGGGCUACCGCGUGGACGGGCGGAGGGCCGGAGAACUGCGCAAGAUCCAAGCGCGGAUGGGCGUCUUCGCGCAAGCCGAUGGUUCGGCCUACAUCGAACAAGGCAAUACCAAGGCGCUAGCCGUGGUCUACGGACCCCACGAGAUGCGGGGUUCUCGAUCAAGAGCAUUGCCAGACAGAGCACUGGUGAACUGCCAGUAUAGCAUGGCCACAUUCAGCACUGGGGAACGGAAGCGGCGGCCCCAUGGGGACCGCAAGGCCUGUGAAAUGGGACUCCAGCUGAGGCAGACCUUUGAGGCUGCCAUCCUGACCCAAUUAUACCCUCGCUCCCAGAUUGACAUCUAUGUCCAGGUGCUACAGGCAGAUGGUGGUAAUUAUGCAGCCUGUGUGAAUGCAGCUACUUUAGCCGUGUUGGAUGCAGGGAUCCCAAUGAGAGAUUUUGUGUGUGCCUGUUCGGCCGGUUUCGUGGAUGGCACAGCCCUGGCCGACCUGAGCCACGUGGAAGAGGCAGCGGGUGGACCCCAGCUGGCUUUGGCUCUGUUGCCCGCCUCUGGCCAGCUUGCUCUGCUAGAGAUGGAUGCACGGCUGCAUGAGGACCACUUGCAGCAGGUACUAGAAGCAGCUUCCCAAGCUGCCCGUGAUGUUCACGCCUUAUUGGACCGAGUGGUCAGGCAGCAUGUCCGGGAGGCUGCCCUGCUUCUUGGAGACUGACCCCACCCUGCAAUAAAGUCUUUUGGUCUUUCCUUAUGAGGCUGGUGCUUCCAUAGCCUUCCCUCUGCUUUUCUCCACAGGGGCAGCAGUCCUUCCUCCCUUUAGGAACAGUCGUUUGGGACUUGACAGAAUAGAUGGACUCCACACAUGGGAAGUCCCACUGGUGUGGCAGUGCCUUUUAGAGCAGUGUUUCAGAUAUAUUCAAGGUCUUUCUAAUUUAAUAAGUAUAGGUAAAUGUCUAGGGAUCAUUGAAGCUUAAGAACGUUUACCCGUUAGCCUACUAUUUGACUUGGUGCUGUAUUUAAUUUGAUCACAUACAUUGUUAACUCCAGGAAUAUAAUUGAAUAAUUUCUUACUAAUUAAUAAAAUAGACAUCUUAUUAAUUAGCUUUUGCCCCUACCCAGUUCAUUGAAUAUUAAUUAUCUAAUGAACUGGAAAAACCUCCUUUCCCAAUAGCAAUUACUUGUUUUUCUAUAUAGUGAAUAACAGAUCUCACACAAGUCUUUAACUAAAACAACAGCUAAUAAAGACAUAUGCAGUUAUUUAUAGUA
Messenger RNA from Sarcophilus harrisii (Tasmanian devil), 1338 nucleotides. RefSeq names its product exosome component 4 (gene EXOSC4). NCBI's taxonomy places the organism in Eukaryota, Metazoa, Chordata, Mammalia, Dasyuromorphia, Dasyuridae. The record is from RefSeq and is a predicted model, not a curated record. The coding region runs from base 50 to 787 and encodes 245 amino acids. The transcript is spliced from 3 exons. Gene Ontology annotation, biological process: U4 snRNA 3'-end processing; poly(A)-dependent snoRNA 3'-end processing; nuclear mRNA surveillance. Gene Ontology annotation, cellular component: cytoplasmic exosome (RNase complex); nuclear exosome (RNase complex); nucleolus.